GGAAGUGGACCCAACCACCAAAGAUUCCCACAGAUUCGAUAGCGAUUGUCCCAAUGUUACAAACGUGUUCACUCCGGGCUAAACACUUGUUUUGAGUAUUUUUGAGAGAUUAUCGAGAGGAAUAUGCUGGAUGGUUGCGCUCAUGAAAUUCACCAGAGACAUAUGCAGGCUGCUGGGACUCGGGAGCGGCCCUCCUGUCCAGCAGCAGGACGAGCAGAUGGACUGUGGUGCCGCAAACCCUGACCCAAGUGAGGAUGCCUCUUUGACACAGGAUGCAUUAAAUGGAGAGGAGGAUCUGAGUGAGGAGGAGAAGGCCAGAAGAAGGGCGGAGCGACGCAAAGCCAAAAGGAAGCGCCGUCGAAAACGAAAGAAGCAGGAGCAGAUUAAACAAAAUGAGAAUGCUGAUCGGGAUGACGAAGACGAGGAUGGUGGUGCAGAGUCUGAACUUGAUGAGAGUGAGUCUGAAGCAGAAGCUGGAGCUGAAGUUGAAAAGCAAAUAGUGCAAAAAGGGGAGGAACAUGAGACAAAAUCAGCUGCCUCACACAGGGACAUCGCCACUCAAGUUAUGAGUUCUUCAGGGAACAAAGGACAUCAGAAGACUCAAGCCAGAUCCACUGAAGAGGAGCCAGAGUGGGAUGUGAGCAGUGCCUUCUUUGCUAAUGCUGCUAGCCAUAUCAAACCCAAAGGAUCCAGCCGCAAAUCCAAAGAGAACAAGGAGAACGAAGCCAGGAGAGAGUCAAAUGGAACCGACACCAUGAACAAGAAAAGUGCCUCACUGACAGCAGAAAAAGGGAUAAAGCUGGUGCAGGAGGGGCAGUACUCACAAGCAGUCAGUAUGUUUACAGAAGCCAUCAAAUGUGACCCAAAGGAUAACAGGUUCUUUGGGAAUCGCUCCUAUUGCUAUUUCUGCCUUGAGCAGUACCCUCAGGCCCUGGCAGACGCUGAGCGCUCUAUUCAGCUGGCCCCAGACUGGCCCAAAGGAUACUUCAGGAAGGGCAGUGCUCUCAUGGGCAUGAAGCGGUACAGUGAGGCAGAGAAGGCCAUGGAGCAGGUGCUAAAACUGGAUAAAGACUGUGAGGAGGCUGUCAAUGACCUCUUUGACUGUAAAGUGCUGCAGCUGAUGGAGCUCGGUUUUGAAGAAGGGCAAAGUGUGGCACUCCUGGAGAAGUUUUCAACUGUGCAGGCUGUGCUGGCAUCUUGUUCUGAUGUGGCUAGGGCUGUGAACCAGGAUCCAUCAGUUGUGCAACCAGGAAGCCCAUGCGCAUCUCUGUGGGUUGGAAAUGUGACGACAGAGCUGACAGAGAAACAUCUUUGGGACCUUUUUAAAAUGUACGGGGAGAUCGAAAGUAUUCGUGUGCUGCAUGAGAGAUUCUGUGCCUUUGUAAACUUCAAGAAUGCAAACAUGGCUGCUCGUGCCAUGGAGAAACUAAAUGGUUAUUGUAUUGAGAACACGCGUUUAGUUGUGCGUUAUCCUGAUCGUCGCACUCAGAGGGUCCUUCCCACUCCACUUAAGACCUGUCUCCCUGUCACACAGCAGACGGGGGCAGCUGCUGGACCUCGACGGCGUGGCCCGGUGAACGGAGAUGAGUGUUACUUCUGGAGAACCACCGGCUGCCACUUUGGGGAUAAAUGUCGCUACAAACACAUUCCUGAUCACAAAGGCAAGGACAGGAAGCCCUGGCAGCCUUGAACUCUACUUAUCCUCACUCUCUGCUCCAGUGUUGUGUAGGAAACUUGGACCCACAGACUGAGCAAAAGGAGCCGGCACUCCCUGGACCAGGUUCUCCAGGCUAAAAAGAAAAAAAAUCACUGUAGUGGAAUGAACCAGAAUAGUCAAAGGAUUAGAGCCAGCAUUCAGGCUCUUAGGCAGAAAAAGUCACUCGUAUGCAACAGAAGACCUGCAGUAUGAAGGUUUUUCUGUUAUAACCAAAGCCUGACUCAACUCAAAUUGCUCAAAAGUACAACAUUAACCCAAGGGGACAACAAAUCCACCUGCUGUUUGCAAUGAAAACCUUCAUAAUUACAAGCCUUUUAUGCUUAUGGCGACCUAUUCUCUUUUAAGGGAUGCAACCUAACCUCAGUCCUGCAACGUAACAAGGAAGUGAAACUGCCGUGGUCCACUCUAAAAACUAAAGUAAUGGUUCUGUCACUUCCAGCAGUAAUGAAAGGACUCAGUAUGGAUUUUUCAGGCCAAGGUUCAUCUGUGACGCUUGUUGGGACUUUCUUUUUGUAGGAAAUCCCCUCAAAAAGCAGCGUUCCUCCUCAUUUUACAUGAAAAAACACUUUUAUUUGCAUUUUUUUAACCUGACUCUUUAAAGUUAAAAUGUAUCCACCAGUUAUUCUGGCUGUGUUGGAUAUGAAUGUUUUUUUUCUAUGGCAUUUCAUUUUUUUUUUUUUAGUACUGAUUGCAUGAAAUGUCAGGAGCAAAGUCUUUGUCUGUAGGCUUCUCCCAGUAUUUUGGACAGUAGGAGAGUCAGAUCUGUGGCCCUUAUGCAAACAAAAAGCAUCCUCAAGUAUUUCUCAGCAUUAGAAUAUGACGUGCUUUCUCGGUACUUGGACUUGUAAACAUCACACUGCCUUGUGUCUAUGCAAAGAAAAAUGUAGACUCAGUUGUCGGGUCCGAGUCAGAUAUUAACACCAACCUCCUCAGGCAAAUUUCUGUUUAGUGUUAAAGGUUGUCAACAUUUUUGAUACUUUACUUCUUUGCAAUACCAGUUUAAGACAACUAAUCUCCAGUAUUUUUACAACGUAUAGUAACAGGAAGUUGCAAAGCUUGAAAAUACUUGAGAUUCUCAGGCAGAUUUUUAACCCAAAGUUACUGCAAGCAAAAGAGGACACUGUCUUAACAGCACUAAUACAUCGGAAAUAUUUUGGUACCAAAGGUUUCCAAUGUAACUGCGCAAUUUAGUCAGUGCACAGGAGCUUGUCUGCAUUUUUUAUCAUGAUAAACAAGAAAUCACCUGAUAUAAGGUAUCAAUAAUGUUGAUUUCACUUUCACAUGAUCGUUUCUAUGACAGAAACAUACGAGAUAAACUAGUUGAUUCUAUAGGACAGGGCCUUAAAAAUCCUCAGUAAUGUGCAUGCACACAUCCAUGGCCACAUGUGCUGCAUGCCACUCAAAGGUUCAGAGUGCGUUUGAACCUUGUGAAGCAGUGUUUUUGACCUCGAGGGGUCUUGAUUUCAGUAUUUCAAUGAACCAAAGAAUGCUUCAUCUGAUGGCUCUGCACUGAAAACCUCUCAGUUCAACACUAGACAGUACAAUAAAACCCAUUAGCAAGUGUCUGUAUCAUUGGUUAGAUAAAGAUGACAGCCACCACCCCUGGUUUAAGUCCACACUACGUUCUCUCAAACUAUGCACAGCAUAAGGAAUAUUUAUUUUCCUAUUUAUACUGGUUUUUCUUUCUUUUCAUUUCUUCUUCUUUUUUUUUUACAACAAUCAAACUGUUAAGUCUAAAUCACAAUGUUUAAUUUACUGGUCUGCUUGUCUUUUCACUUUAUAGUAGGUUAAAGAAAUGUAUUUCUUAACAAGUUCCCUCUUGUGCUUUUUCCUGGCUUUAAGAGGUGAUUAUUAUCAAGAAGCUUCUAGUGCAAACACUGUUGUCACAUGCUGCACUUCAGCUUUCCUUGCAGUACUUUCUAUCUGUUGGCAAACACUUGUGAAAAAGGAAUUGGACAACAAACCGUAAGGCUGCACUUGUGAAUUAAACUAUCACCUGACUGGUUCUGUUGUUGCACAGUUCAUUAAAAUAUCUAAACUAAUUUCAUGUGAUGGAUUUUAGCAUCACACAUUAAGAUUUCACAUUAUGGCUGUUUCAAACUUUGACAAAAGAUUUUCCCUAGUUGAAUUAGAACUUUUUGGUAUGUUUUUUAAAAACUGGUUUUUACCUUUUCAAACUAUUUCGGGAAAAUGCUCAUUUUAAUUUUGAUGUACACUUACAUAACCAGAGCACUGCAAUCCUGUUAAUCUUCCAAAUAUUUUGUAUUAUGGUUACUGCACUGCAAGAGUCUUUUAUAUUUAAUAAAUGUAUUUGAACCA
Cheilinus undulatus (humphead wrasse) is the source of this 4036-nucleotide messenger RNA. RefSeq lists its product as uncharacterized. Lineage: Eukaryota; Metazoa; Chordata; Actinopteri; Labriformes; Labridae. The transcript has 16 exons. The coding region runs from base 131 to 1690 and encodes 519 amino acids. Gene Ontology annotation, molecular function: protein binding; metal ion binding; RNA binding. The record is from RefSeq and is a predicted model, not a curated record.